AAAGUUUGUUUUUUAAUGUUUUCAGGUACUGAGCCCUGGUAUUUCUACUUGGUUAAUGGUUUCUUGAAUUUUAAUGUAGUGUUUGUGCUGGCUAUGUUUUCCUUACCUCUAACUGCUCUAAUGGAGGCUCUGCUCAAAAGGUUCAAUGUUCAGAACCUUGGACGACCUUAUUGGCUGACUCUCUCGCCCAUGUAUAUUUGGAUAUUGAUAUUUUUUACUCAACCACAUAAAGAAGAGCGUUUCCUGUUUCCUGUAUACCCUCUCAUUUGCCUUUGUGGUGCUGUGGCCUUGUCCUCGUUACAGAAAUGUUACCAUUUCCUGUUCCAGAGGUACCGCCUAGAGCAUUACACAAUCUCCUCAAACUGGCUUGCCCUGGGCACAGUACUUCUGUUCUGCCUGUUGUCUCUCUCUCGCUCUGUAGCUCUGUUCAGAGGAUAUCAUGCACCUCUUGAUCUUUAUCCUGAAUUCCACCGGAUUUCCAAAGAUCCCACCAUCCAUACAGUCCCAGAAGGAAGACCUGUCAAUGUAUGUGUUGGCAAAGAAUGGUACCGGUUUCCCAGUAGCUUCCUCCUUCCUGACAAUUGGCAACUACAGUUUGUCCAGUCAGAGUUUCAAGGUCAGCUCCCCAAGCCAUAUGCAAGUGGUCCUGGAGCAACCCGAAUAAUUCCAUUGCACAUGAAUGACCAGAAUAUUGAAGAACCCACAAGAUAU
Molecule: messenger RNA, 711 nt
Organism: Polypterus senegalus (gray bichir)
Lineage: Eukaryota; Metazoa; Chordata; Cladistia; Polypteriformes; Polypteridae
Product: alpha-1,2-mannosyltransferase ALG9-like
Exons: 5
Biological process (GO): protein N-linked glycosylation
Cellular component (GO): endoplasmic reticulum membrane
Molecular function (GO): alpha-1,2-mannosyltransferase activity
Source: RefSeq, a predicted model, not a curated record